This is a messenger RNA of Manduca sexta (tobacco hornworm), 1358 nucleotides long. RefSeq names its product lipase 1. Gene Ontology annotation, molecular function: hydrolase activity, acting on ester bonds. The record is from RefSeq and is a predicted model, not a curated record. The transcript has a single exon. The coding region runs from base 51 to 1238 and encodes 395 amino acids. NCBI's taxonomy places the organism in Eukaryota, Metazoa, Arthropoda, Insecta, Lepidoptera, Sphingidae.
UAACCAUAACAUACAAAUCCCAAAUUAAAAAACUCAUUUAAUUCUCCACGAUGUUACUUCUGCUGACACUACUGAUCACCUUAGACACGGUGUUGCCGCUAUCGAUGGACACCAUAACCGCCACUCUGACGAAUUUACCCGAGGAGUCCCGAUACAACUUCACACAACUUGCCAACAAGUACAGUCUGCAAGCGAGAGAGUACGACAUACUCACCGAAGACGGGUAUAUACUGACACUAUUCAACAUUCCAGGAGACAAGACGAGGCCUGUUCUGCUAGGACAUGGCAUCUUCGGCACAUCCGAUAUAUUUCUAACACGAGGGAACACCUCCUUCGCCUACAUCCUGGCGGGAGAAGGAUAUGACGUGUGGGCCUUGAAUGUUAGAGGUACUAAAUAUUCCCGGAGGCACGUGACCCUCGACCCUGAUAAAGACAAAGCCUUCUGGAACUUCAGCAUCCAAGAGCACGGUUUCUACGAUCUGGCUUCCAACAUAGAUUUUAUUUUGGAGAAGACUGGUCAAAAGUCUCUCAGCAUAGUCGGAAUAUCUGAAGGGACCACAAUCACCUUCAUUUUGGCUUCAACGAAACCAGAAUACAAUGAGAAAAUUAGAGUGUUCAUAGCUUUGGCACCAGUUGUGUAUUUACAAAACUUGAGUCCACCGUCAUCAACCGUGAUGCAGUUUAGCACUGAGAUAAACUAUUUGCUUGAAGCAAUUGGCCAAGAGGAGGUAUUUGGAUACAAGUCUAUAUACAAAGCUAUCUACAACAUCAUAUGCGCGCAGAAGAUAGGCUACGACCUAUGUCUUAGAUUCGGCGUGUUCCCCGUCACGGGAGCUGAUUCAGCCGAACUAGAGCCGGAAUUCUUCAUCGCCUCACUAGGUCAGUUUCCUGACGGAACAUCGAGGAAGAACCUCGCACAUUACGCGCAAAUAGGGAAGAAUAAACGAUUCGCGCAGUACGAUUACGGACGCGAGAAGAAUUUGGAGAAGUACAAUUCAGAUUUACCACCAUUGUAUAAUCUAACGAAGGCGACGCUUGACACAGCGUUGAUAUGUGGGAAGAAUGACAAGAUCUCGACGUUAGGAGACGUGGAAAUCCUCAGGAGGCAAAUACCAAACCUGAUAAGUUAUAGAGUGAUGGAGCCGGAGUUCUUCAACCAUCUGGACCACGUGUGGGGUAAAAACGUGCACAAAAUAUCUUAUCCUUUCAUACUUAAAUUGUUGAGUAAAUACAAUUAGUAAUGUUGAAAGAAAAACUAUAGUAUAAUUCCAGAAUCAAUAAUGUUUACUAAAUAGUGUUUGGUAUUAAUGUCUGAUCCAAAGUGUUUUAUUGAAAGAAAGUAUUUUUUUACAUUUUAU